AUGUUGUACUAUUUUAUCUUCGCAAUUGUUGGCCUAGUGUCAUUUUCAGGUGCACAAACGUUGAUCAAUGAUUCCUGUGAGUCUCAUGUUGAUAAGCUUAGUACUUGUGCAGGUACGAUAAGCUUUUCAGGAGAUUGUUAUUCAAGCAAGAUCGAGCUCCGUGAUACUGAGUACGUGAAAUGUACCGAUGUUAAUUUCUUCUGGUCAUAUCCUCUGAAUAACAUGACGUUGGUUAUCGAAACGCCAUUCACUCAAAAACGUCAACGUUUUACAGUCAGUCUUGAAACUCAACCAUUACAAGGUGCUGUGUCACAUGUUUAUCGAAUUAUCGAUGAUCAAGAAACCGAUGUGACAACACGUGAGCCGAUCUUGACGCAAGAUUCGGAUGCUAAUUAUCAAGUUAUUUUGAAAUUUCAAGGGCCAACACGUCUAAGUCGUUAUGGUGUUGUAAUUCAAUAUGAGUCUACUGUUAAAGCUUGA
This is a messenger RNA of Adineta ricciae, 480 nucleotides long. NCBI's taxonomy places the organism in Eukaryota, Metazoa, Rotifera, Eurotatoria, Adinetida, Adinetidae. The record is from the annotation of a GenBank genome assembly.